CCUCGUGGGCGGAGUUUGCGCAGUCGCCCCUAACUCAGCGGUCUCCUUCCCCACCCCUGACCACGGCAUUUGAGCCAACACGCACUUCCUGCAAGGCCUCUUGCGAGCACCUUGGCCGAGCCGACCGGAUUCGAGCGCGCCCAGCUCUUUGCACAUAGUCGCGAUGGUGGACGAGCUUGUGCUGCUGCUGCACGCACUCCUGGUGCGGCACCGCGCUCUGAGCAUCGAGAACAGCCAGCUGAUGGAACAGCUGCGGAUGCUGGUGUGCGAGAGGGCCUGCCUGCUGCGCCAGGUACGUCCGCCGAGCUGCCCGAUUCCCUUCCCUGGAACGUUUAACGGCGAGAGCUCCCGGCUCCCUGAGUUUAUCGUGCAGACGGCCUCUUACAUGCUCGUGAACGAGAACCGAUUCUGCAACGAUGCCAUGAAGGUGGCGUUCCUCAUCAGUCUGCUCACCGGGGAAGCGGAGGAGUGGGUGGUGCCCUACAUCGAGAUGGAUAGCCCCAUUCUAGGAAAUUACCGGGCCUUCCUGGAUGAGAUGAAGCAGUGUUUCGGCUGGGAUGACGACGAAGAUGACUUCGACGACGAUGACGAGGAUGAUUACUAGGCCCGGAGCCCCCGAGGCCCCCGGAGGGGGAGGGGGAGCCAUGCACGCAGCCACCCCCCCUCGCCACCCCCACCCCUCGCUCGCUCCCCACACCUGGAGCUGCU
This is a messenger RNA of Ochotona princeps (American pika), 708 nucleotides long. It is a transcript of the gene LDOC1, whose product is annotated as LDOC1 regulator of NFKB signaling. The coding region runs from base 164 to 604 and encodes 146 amino acids. Lineage: Eukaryota; Metazoa; Chordata; Mammalia; Lagomorpha; Ochotonidae. The transcript has a single exon. The record is from RefSeq and is a predicted model, not a curated record.